CACACACACACACACACACACAUUCAUACUGUCUGCCCUUCACUCGACUAUCGGAAGGCAGUCAGUCGGGUCGCCGGGAGAGGCCAGCCAGGUGGUGAGGGACACGCCGGGAACUUCGGAGCACAGACACUACCCCGGAAGAGCACUACUGAGGCGACGAUCGGCCCACUAGGUGACCCCGCGACCCAGAAAGAAGGAUUUAAUAGUGCAGGAAGCCGUCACGUACUUCUACAUCUCUCUCUGAACGCUACAGUGGUAAAAGAAGCCCAAGGAAACACUUCAAGGGCACCAGUUGACCCCCUUGACGGAAACCCAGACUCUGAAGGAAAGAUUUAAAGGUGAACUGAGAUAUUUCCUGCUCUUCGCCUUUCUACCCACAACGAAGCUAAGAGAACACAGACAGGACCCCAAGAGGACACUAAUAGAGCCUUACGACGCUCUUGAAAGACACCGAAGUACAGGAAGAGAGAAAUAAGAGUGCUUCAAGACACCUAAUACGUUUGAGACCCGCCAACCACCCAGAAAGACGUCCCCAAGAAGCUGAAACAGAGUACUAAAGGACAUCAGGACAUCACGGCGGGGGUACUAAGAAGAGAAUAAGAGCUUGGUGAUCAUCUCCGUAUUUGCCAACCACGAGAUACGAACACAAGGACGCAUAGGGACCAAGGACGCGUCUCAACCUGGUGACGUUCCUCGCUCCACUUCGCCGCCGCCACGAGACCAGAAAUUUUGGUCAGCGCGCGUAACCCAGCAAGGCCAAGCUGUGAAGACCCCCCUCGAGGCCGCGCGGCACCCCGGGGACUCCUCUGACUCUCCCUCCUUCUCCUCAUCCUUCCCUCCUCCUCCUCUUCCUUCUUUCCCUUCUCCCUCCUCCUCGUUCUCGUCUCUACAUCUUCCUUCAGUGUAUCGUAAAGCUCUCCCUCGCUUCCUCUCUUACUUUCCCUCGAGCACCUCUUACUUCUUCCCCUCCAUCCUCCUCCUUCCCUCCUCCUCCUCCUCCUGCGGGGCGUGUGGGCGGCCUGCUGCUGCUGCGUCUGUGGGAAGGAUGCGUUGCUGAACAUGGGUUGCGGAGUCAGCACUGAUGGAAAUCCUAACCAAGGGGUGUACCCCGACGAUCCGUACCUGGCCGCCUUGGAGAAGAAGCCCAUCCACAACAUCCACAACAACAACAACAACUACAGCAACAAUAACGGCAUCAUGUCCAACAGGGAAGUCGACCGCUCGAUGUUGGAGGAGUACCUCAACAUCGAGCGUGAGAUCGCCGAGGAGGAGGCGAACAACCCGAUCCAGCCUCUCGAACUCAAGGCGGACCAGCUGGCGCGCCUCGAGCAGGAGAUUGACACGAUGGAAAGCACCCUGUCCCAGCUGGAAGAACAGACGAGGAAGGAGAAGGGAGAUGUUGAUCGCCUGUCCACCGCGGAGGGCGAGGUGAAGGCGGCGUUGCAGGAGCUGGCCGACGACUCCCUGGACGAGCAGCUGAAGAAGGAGAUGGAGGAGUACGUGGCUGCCCUCAACAAGCAGGAGAUCGCGGCGCAGGAACUUGAGGCCCACCGCAAGCAACAGGAACAGGUGUCGCAGGAGGUGGCGCAUCUUGAAGAGCGGGCGAAACGGCUACACGACCUUUACCGGAAACACGACACACUGCUGGAAAAGCUCUUCGGCGGGGAAUACGGGUCGGUCACGGAGAACCAGCUUGAGGCGGAGCUGGACGAGUUGGAGGCGCACCGAGGGAGGAUCAUGGAGGCGAACUUCAAGUGGCGGCAAGCUCAGAUGAUGCUGGAGUACGCGUGCAAGCAGCUGGCGGUGGCGGUACAGAAGUGGCAGGACCUCCCCACCAUACCUCAAAUAGAGCUGGAAAUCCGGUACAGCGUGGCGGCGGAGACGAGGAACAACCUGGUGGCGGCGGGGCAGAACAUCCAGGGGGCGCAGCGCUACCUCGACAACGUGCAGUUCCCCUACUGUGACCCCGACGAGGUGGAGACGCUCAACAAACAGGCCACGGAGUACGUGUUCACGGACAUGCAAAGCAACGACCGCCACGAACACGCCCAGGCCUGCUACAGCACCACCCACAAGCGAGCCAACGCCCUCCUGCAGUGGUUUGACACCGUGAUCAACACGACCAUCAUGAAGGACUUGGCUGAGAUCAACGAUAAAGUGAAGGAUAAGACUCUGGAGCUACGGCGGGAGCGGGUCAGACUCAUACAAGAGAAGGUGAAGAGGCUCUGGGGAACGGACAUCAAGCUGGACCAGACGCUGCGCACGGAGGAUAUGGACGUGGAGGAGAUGGCCCGGAUAAUGCUCACGGAGGGCCAAGUGGUCAAGGUGGAGACUGGCGACGUGGAGAGCGAGCGCGCCGGCACGCCCCCCUUGCUGAGUAGUGAUGAACUGGCGCCCAUGCCCUCCAACACCAUCAUCUUCGGGACCAUGUACGACCACUACCAAGAACAACUGAGCGCCCUAGCCAAGCAGCACCAGGAGGAGAUGGAACAGUUCAUGAAGGAUCAGCAGAACAAGACCCAGCGUAUGAACGAGACCCUCCAGAGCAAGCUGAUGGCGAGGCGGCAGCGGCGGGCCAGGAAAAACGUGGAGGAGAAGCAGAGACUGGCCCUUACCUCGUCGGACCUGGGCGAGGCGCUGGCGGAGCAGUAGACAGAUACGCCCGACCUCGUAGAUUACUAUACCUCGGUUUUUUUGCCUGGUUCUUCGGUUGCUGCUUUUUCUUGUUGUUUUUUCUCUCCUCUUCUGUUUUAGCGAGUCCUACUUCUUCGUCCUCUUCAACUUUUCUUUGAUUUGUUUGUUCUCCUUCUCUUCCGAAUUCUAUGUGGGCUUUUUUUGUUUUUUUUUUGUAAUUCGUGUUCAUUCUGUUCUUUCUAUUCGUGGUCCUGUUUCUCAUGUAUUGCUUAUUCUGUCAACUUAUCCUCUUCUUUGUCCUCCUCUUCUUCCUCUUUCCCUUUCACCUCCUCCUCUUUCGGUCUUCUUCUCUUCCUUUUUCUCUUUUUUCCUUUCUGUAACUCGUGUUCAUUCUCUUCUUCUUUCUCAUUCUCUCGCUUUUCCUUUUCUUCUUCUUUAUUUCACCCUUCCUCCUCCUCCUCCUCGUUCUCUUCUUUCCCCUUUAACUCUUUCCCCGUCUCUUCCUCCUCCUCAUUCUCCUUCUGUAACUCAUCUUCAUUAUCUUCUUUCUCAUCUCCAGCUUUUACUCUUCCUUCUUUUCUUCCUCUUUCUACUCCUCCUUUUCCUUCUUCGGUUCGUCCUUCUUCGUCACCUGCUCCUCAUCUCCCUUCUCCUCCUCUUUCUAGUAUUUCUAUCUAUGUUUAUAUUUCUUUUGCUCACCUUCGAAGUAUUGAUCUACCUCUACCUCCUCAUCUUCGUACUAACAUUGAAACUACUGCUACCCUUUUUUUUUACGGUUUAUCUUAUGCCAAUUCCUCCACCUCCAACUCCUCCUCCUCCUCUUCCUUCCCCUUCUCCUCCUUCCUCCCCGUCUCCUCCUUCCCUUUUUGUAGGGGUAACUCAUCCGUUCAAGAAGUAUAGUAAUUCAAAACCCCAUCUAUUGAUAUUAUUACUAUCAUUAUUAUUAUUGUUACUAUUAUUAGUAGAUAUUAAGUGGACGUAAGACUUAGAAACAUGUGUAAAUACGAAUAUAUGUAAGAUUUCGUAUAUGUAGUUGUUGUAUAUAAUUAUAGAUAUAUACGUGUGUGUGUGUGUGUGUGUGUGUGUGUGUGUGUGUGUGUGUGUGUGUGUGUGUUAUCACUUAAGUGGGGCUUUCUACGCCUCACUUUAUACUACUUAAUGUGCCUUAAAAUAUAUGUACUUAAAAAUAAAAGUGUGUGUGUGUAUGUGUGUGUGUGUGUGUGUGUGUGUGUGUGUGUGUGUGUGUGUGUGUUUACUGGCAAUACUUUUUUUUGUGUGUGUACGUUUGCAUUUGUAUAUGAUUUCUCUCUCUCUCUCUCUCUCUCUCUCUCUCUCGCAGGCAAUAAGCAUCAACAAACACAGAAAAAUGCGACUGUUUCCUUUCUAUUUCUCUCGCCGUCUCUCCUUUCAUCUGCUUUUAUUUCCCAUUUCAAUUUUUAUCCUCAUUCUCUUUCUCGUUUCCUCGUAUUUACCUCUAUUCUAAACCUGUUUCUAUUGAGUUUCCCAUCGUAUUUUCAACCACUUUUCUUUUUAUUUCCCUCUCUGCUCUUUUCUUUCCUCUAUAUCCGUCUUGCUCUUCUUUCUUCCUCUUUUAUUACCCUCAUUUAUACACUACAUUAUUUCCCUCACAUUAAUUUUGUCCCCCAUCUAACACUAUUCGGUUAUGCUAUUUCAUUUUUUUCUUCCCGUUUUCAUUUUUUUUCUUCCCGUUUUCAUUUUUUUCUUCCCGUUUUCAUUUUUUUCUUCCCGUUUUCAUUUUUUUCUUCCCGUUUUCAUUUUUUUCUUCCCGUUUUCAUUUUCAGCUUGCCAUUCUUUCUCUUCGUUUUCCAUUUUUAACGUUCUACCUCCCCAUCCUUUUUCCCGUUUCCAUAUUUUCUUCGUGUGAAUUUUAACUCCAUCACUUUCUACCCUUUACGUUCAUUGCAUAUUCCAUCCUGUCUCCAUAUUCAAUUUCUCACGCACUUUGAUUUUCUUUUAUCUCUCCUUAUUUCCACCAUCGAAAAUAAGGUCUCGUCAGCUCUGUGAUAAACAAGAUAAACUAAUUAAUUUACAGAUAGAGGCACAUCGAUCCCACAUUCUGUAUAAUAUUUUUUCUCCUGGUUGACCUGAAUAUGGGAUGCGAUGGUGUGGUGUGUGUGUGUGUUUGUGUAUGUGUGUGUGUGCGUCAGUGUCCUCGAAGCAAAGGUCAGAAGGAGAUGCCACUCAUGGAAAAGGGAUGGAUAUGCGUGCAAUGUCCGAUGAAGAAUGGAAAACAAUGAAAAAUAGUAAUGUUGAAAUGUAGAGGCUAGAGGUAAAUUGAAGUAUACUGUAAGCGAUUGAUGGCUUAUGUUGGCAAAGUGAGGUAGAACGAGGGAUAGUUUCUUGUUUUAAUGUAGUAAUAGUUCAAGCUGGUUAAUUUAAGUAGUGAAAAAGUAUCCUAGUUUAUGUUGGUAAAAUGAAGUAGAACGAGGGAUAGUUUCUUGGUUUAAUGUAGUAGUGAAAACGAGUGAUAGUUUAUAUUGGCAAAAUGAAGUAGAACGAGGGAUAGUUUCUUGGUUUAAAUAGUAGUGAAAACGAGUGAUAGUUUAUAUUGGCAAAAUGAAGUAGAACGAGGGAUAGUUUCUUGGUUUAAUGUAGUAGUGAAAACGAGUGAUGGUAUUUCAAGCUGGUUAAUUUAAGUAGUGAAAACGAGUGAUAGUUUGUGUUGGCAAAAUGAAGUAGAACGAGCAAUAGUUUGUUGGUAUAUUGAAGCAGUGGAAACGAGUGAUGAUAAUUCAAGUUGCUUAAUUCAAGUAGUGAAAACGAGUGAUUGUCUAUGUUGGCAAAAUGAAAUAGAGACAACGGUGGGAUAGUUUAUAAUGGUGUACUGAAGUAGUGAAAACGUGCAAUGAUACUAAAGUUGGUUAAUUGAAGUAGUGAAAACGGGUGAUGAUACUAAAGUUGGUUAAUUGAAGUAGUGAAAACGGGUGAUGGAUUUUAUUGGGAAACUGAGAAGUGAAAAAGUGUGGCGCGUCUUUCCGUGUAGGUGAACAGCCCGGAGCGGUAUUCUCAGCCGCUUCCACCGCCUACAUUAACUAUUUCCAAAGGCCAAACAGGAGGUUAAUCGGGUUUUUAUGAGGUUUUUUUUCACAUUCAUGGUACGGGAGAAGGGUCACACUCAGCGUUGCCAAAUUAUCGUACUCAUCGCAUUGCAGUUUCGUAGUCCCAAUAACGAAUGCAAAAACAAACAAACAAACAUCAAUAAAUAGGAGUUUUAACGCUUACUUCAAUUUUUUAUCGUUAUUUGUGUAUGUACGAGAGUUUGAGGCUUAAAAGUAAUAAAGGCGAUGUGGUGAAUACGAUAAUCUGGCAAUGCCUUUCACGCUACAACCUGAGUCAUUAAACUACCCCUGGAAAUGCCCAAAACGCCUACGAAAGCCUUGUCAAAUACGUGUACUUGAGCGCCGGAAGGUUUGAGAAAAGUUUAGAGCGGCAUCUCCUUCAGACCUCGUGCCCGAAAGCGGCGCCAUAAUGUUCGGGUUCGGAGGCCGCGUACAAAGCCUCGAGCGGGGUCUCGAAGCUCCUCUGACGUCAUGGAAGGAGCUUUCAUGACGUCAUCACCAUAUUCAUAUAUUUUCACCUGCACCGAAUAAAAAAGUCAUAGAAUUGAUAGAUAUAAGUGAGAGUUCAAUGUAUUAAUUAAAUGUGGAAUUAUUGUUAAGGAAAUGCCAUGAAACACCUUUGUCAGAAUACACCUUUGUCCCUCCUUGGUGAUAUUAUUGUUAUUAUUAUUAUUAUUAUUAUUAUUAUUAUUAUUAUUAUUUUUUUUUUUUUUUGCCUCCAAGGUGAAGUGUGGUUAGCGUUUAGCGACGAAUCCGCGGACCCGGGUUCGAUCCCCGCUGGGUUGUCGGCGCACAGUCCACCCAGCCGUUCCUCUUUCCUUUCGGGCUGGUCAAUAAGAGGGUACCUGGGGAAACCUGGGAAAGGUAAACUGUGGUAACCCGGAUGUCCCUCUGGCCCUGUCUCCCGGGGUAAUGGUGGUGGAUUAUGGUGGUGGUGGCGGUGAUAGUGGUGAUGGUGGUGGUCGUGGUGAUGGUGGUGGUC
Eriocheir sinensis (Chinese mitten crab) is the source of this 6696-nucleotide messenger RNA. Its product is annotated as putative leucine-rich repeat-containing protein DDB_G0290503. The record is from RefSeq and is a predicted model, not a curated record. NCBI's taxonomy places the organism in Eukaryota, Metazoa, Arthropoda, Malacostraca, Decapoda, Varunidae. The coding region runs from base 1060 to 2652 and encodes 530 amino acids. The transcript has 13 exons.